Molecule: messenger RNA, 907 nt
Organism: Galleria mellonella (greater wax moth)
Lineage: Eukaryota; Metazoa; Arthropoda; Insecta; Lepidoptera; Pyralidae
Exons: 2
Coding region: 55-339 (94 amino acids)
Source: RefSeq, a predicted model, not a curated record
UAGGGAACCUUAACACUCACGACGCAGAACUGAAUCGUUACUCACACCGAAAUAAUGGUUUCACUGAAAGUUUUGACGAGUUAUAUUUUAAUUUUACAAUGCACAACAAUUAUGAGCAAGAUCGUCUUGCCGCACAAACUAAGAUAUUUGGAAAACAUGUUGAACUCCGAAGUAAUAGCGAAAGCUGCUAAAAUCAGACAAGGAAUAGAAGCCAACCCGAAUAUCCAGGACGGCGAUAAAGGAUGGCCGAUGCUUCUAGCCAAAUAUCAAGACGAGAAAAAAGCGGUCCCAGCCUAUACAUACAACAAUAUAUAUAAUCGUCGGUACCCCAAUUUUUAAAACCCUUAGUCCUAAUAGGUAUUCCAAUACCCAUUGGUAUCAUAGUUUCAGAAAUCCCAUAGAUAACACACUAUAACUAUAUGAGUAUAAUUUUACUAAAGUCAUAAGAUACAAAUUAGAUAUAUAGGUACUAUAUGUAAUAUAUAUAAUUGAGUGUACAAUUAAUUAAGUGUAGAUUAAAUAUUACUUUUAGAUUGUAAAUACUCAAUAUAAAUAAAUCUAAAUAUACGAUAAUCUACAUACUAUUGGCAAAUUAUCUUAUAAAACAUAUUACGUACACCUACGUCUAUUUUUGUAAUAAAUCCAGUGAGCAUUUAUUACGAAUAAUAAAUAUUUUCUAUCAUAUUAUGACGUUGUAUAAUAAUUUGUCAAAAUUGAGAUGCUAAAAUGCAAGUGCAAUGUUUGUUAAAUAAACGGCCAAUAACCAGAAUAUUUACAUUUCGAAUUAAAAUCUAAAACCACUUAACCUAGAUUUGUGAAAGGAUUUUAUAACUCGCUCCAGAUGUGCGGUGCGACAUGUAAUAUUAUUCAAAGUGAAAUUGUAUUACACGUCUACUUUAUAAACUAA